UCCUUCAGCUUGGAGGUUUGAGAAAGCUGGAGCGUGCUUCGGAAUCAAUCAAUAUAGGAAACUGAGUAAAGCUUUGGUUGUACAAAGCUCUCCCUAGGCUCUGUGGACUCGGCUCAGCGUUCCCCGCACUCCGCCCUCCUCCCCGCAUCCCCCGGCACCGAGGACUCCGGGCUUUAGGGGCGCCUCGCUUCCUCGCACCGCAGGGCCUUCCCGGCACCGGCGAGCAGGGUGGAGUCGCGGCGGUCUGCCGGGCAGCUGCGGGAGCUCGUCUCGCUCUUCCGCUUGCAGGUGUGCCCGGGGAAGGCGGGACGCGCAGGAGGGGGGCGCCCGCCAUGCCCCGACCGCAUCUCCGCGCCUUGGCCUCCUGUCCUCCGCCCCCGCGGAACGGCCAGCUGCAGCCCCUGUGAGGACGAAGCAGAGGCGGCGGCGGAAAAGGCGCCGCCCCCUUGGCGAGCUUCGCAACCUGGCUGCCUCCGCAGGACCCAUGGCGGAUUCCUCGCCCGCGCUGUCCCUGCGGGAAGGCGGCCCCCGAGCUCCCCGGCCCUCGGCUCCUUCGCCGCCGGCGCGCUCGCGCUCGGGCUCGGAAUCCGAGGAGGCCGAGCUGUCGCUGAGCCUGGCCCGCACCAAGACCCGCUCGUACGGCAGCACUGCCAGCGUGCGGGCGCCGCUGGGCGCCGGCGUCAUCGAGCGCCAUGUGGAGCACCGGGUCCGCGCCGGCGACACGCUGCAGGGCAUCGCGCUCAAGUACGGAGUCUCGAUGGAGCAGAUUAAAAGGGCAAAUAAACUGUUUACGAAUGAUUGUAUAUUUCUGAAGAAAACUUUGAACAUCCCAGUUAUAUCAGAGAAGCCUUUGUCGUUUAAUGGACUUAACUCAAUAGAUUCUCCAGAAAAUGAAACUGUUGAUAGCAGUUUUUCUCAGGAAGAGCCAGUAGCAGUUGGGGAAGACCUCUCUCCUCCCAGUCCUCAAGAAUCCGACAUUCAGCCCGUACAGCCUGAAGAAGUGACAGCUAGAGAUUUCCUACAGAGACUAGACUUGCAGAUUAAGUUGUCAACACAGGCAGCCAAGAAACUAAAAGAAGAGAGCAGAGAUGAAGAAAGUCCCUAUGCAACUUCCCUCUAUCACAGUUAGAUGACCAGGGACGGACAAUAAUCUAACCUGGAUUAAGAGAUGGUUGGAUCAUGAAGAAACCAACAACUAAAGAUUCAAAAGUAUAUAUCCUUAAAUCACAACUAAGUAGUUCGACCUACUGCAAUUGCACUGACGUGAUUAUUUCCCUCUGGCUGUCUCUAAUUUUAAGUCUUUAUUAUGGCAUGAGAGCAAAUUGUAUCCUAAAGAUCAUCACUUUUGCAGGUGGUGGUAGUUUUUAGGCUAGUUUUUGUAAAUACUAGUUAAGGUAAAGCAUCAAAGACUUUAUACAUAUUCAAGCUGAAAGCAGUGUCUUCUGAAAAAUCCUACUUAUGUGAAAUACAUGGUUGCUGUUUAAGUGAUGCUGAUUUUGCUAUGUGUUUAUAACUUAAGUGCUAUAUAUAUAUAUAUAUAUAUAUAUUUCGAUAUGUAUUACAUAUUAUGUACUAAUAUAAAGAACCAAAUUUUGUCUGCUAUUUUGUAAAAAUAAACUAUAAAAGCCUGAAUGAGUAAAUAAACUAUGUUUUCAUA
Molecule: messenger RNA, 1657 nt
Organism: Suricata suricatta (meerkat)
Lineage: Eukaryota; Metazoa; Chordata; Mammalia; Carnivora; Herpestidae
Gene: LYSMD2
Product: LysM domain containing 2
Exons: 3
Coding region: 485-1129 (214 amino acids)
Source: RefSeq, a predicted model, not a curated record